Molecule: messenger RNA, 429 nt
Organism: Uncinocarpus reesii 1704
Lineage: Eukaryota; Fungi; Ascomycota; Eurotiomycetes; Onygenales; Onygenaceae
Exons: 3
Coding region: 1-429 (142 amino acids)
Cellular component (GO): cytoplasm
Source: RefSeq, a predicted model, not a curated record
AUGUCGCAAGUACCAGCACCUCCAGGGUUCGACCCGGAGCAGGCGGACAAUUUAGAAGAUAUCGAGAAACAAUUCGCCGUCAAAGCGGUCCAGCAGAUGACAACAUAUUGGGCAAUCCUUGAAAAGACACCCGGUUCGAAAUUGCGGCUUACAAAACUCGACGACGAGAUAUACGAGCAUUUCAAAGCAGAAUUCCCCGAAUUCGACCCCAGCGCAACCAUUGAUGAAGACGAGAUGAAGAGCAAAGAGGGAAAGGAGAGGUGGCGCAAGUUUGCCAUGGCCUAUGAGAAGAAAGUAAAUGAUUACAAUUUUGGCACGAUAUUAAGGAAGAAUCCAAAGUGGGAGUACGGCGAGAAGGAAACUAUAUUUGGUACGGCAUGCGCUGAAAAUGCUCUUGAUGGACCCUUCAGAGUGCAUCUGCUAAUCUGA